This is a messenger RNA of Acipenser ruthenus (sterlet), 2365 nucleotides long. RefSeq names its product hyaluronidase-1-like. The transcript has 3 exons. Gene Ontology annotation, molecular function: hyalurononglucosaminidase activity. Lineage: Eukaryota; Metazoa; Chordata; Actinopteri; Acipenseriformes; Acipenseridae. The annotation marks the transcript as partial. The record is from RefSeq and is a predicted model, not a curated record. Gene Ontology annotation, biological process: hyaluronan catabolic process; carbohydrate metabolic process.
GGUAAUGAAGUGCGUCUGGGUGCUUCUCAGCAUCUGGGCUCCAGGCUUGGUCACCCUGAGUGUCCGACAGAGAUCCCUUCCCUGCUCCCCAACACCCCCUUCUUGAUGGUGUGGAAUGCCCCCACCCAGCCCUGCAUGACAAAAUACAACGUGGACCUGGACCUGAGUCUGUUCGACAUCGUGCUGAACCAGAACCAGAGCUUCAUGGGAGACAACAUCACCAUCUACUACGAGGGCAAACUGGGACUCUACCCUCAUUACGACUCGCUGGGGAAGCCAGUCAACGGGGGGGUCCCCCAGAACGGCAGCCUUCCAGAACACCUACGGGCUGCCGGGGAUGAGAUACGGGAGGACAUCCCUCGCCCUGACUUUAGCGGCCUGGCCAUCGUUGACUGGGAGAGCUGGCGGCCCCUGUGGGCGCGUAACUGGGACUCGAAGACGGUGUACUGGGAGGGCUCGAGGACGCUGGUGAGGGAGAAGCACCCCGACUGGCCACCCAGCGAAGUGGAAGAAGCAGCCCAGAAGGAGUUCCAGGAGGCUGGGCGAUCUUUCAUGGAGGGGACCCUCAAGCUCGGCCUCAGCCUGAGACCGGGCGGCUGGUGGGGCUUCUAUGGCUUCCCAGCCUGCUACAACUACUACAAGAACUCUACUGCCAACUACACGGGACGCUGCCCCCAGCUGGAGAUGAAGCGCAAUGACGAGCUGGGCUGGCUGUGGAAUGCCAGCUCGGCCCUGUACCCCAGUAUCUACCUGGAUUCGGACCUGCAUGACAAGGAUGACUGCAUCCGAAAGUCUGUUCACUACCGGGUGCUGGAGGCCAUGAGGGUAGCGGGACAGUUGGUGCCCGUCAGUCCUCCUGUGCUGCCCUACGCCCGCAUUGUUUACGCCUACACUUUGAAAUUCCUCACACAGGAGGACUUGAUUCACACCAUCGGUGAAAGUGCUGCUCUGGGAUCAGCUGGAGUAGUGCUGUGGGGAGAUGCGCACUACGCACAGUCACAGGAGGUGUGCCAGGCAGUGAAGGAGUAUGUGGACGGGAUGUUGGGGCGAUACCUGGUUAACGUGACGGCUGCGGUGACCCUGUGCAGCAACACUGUGUGCUCGGGGCGUGGCCGCUGCCAGAGGAAAGACAGUGGCUCAGCCACCUACCUGCACCUGGACCCUCGGAGCUGGGCCGUGGUGUCGAACCCGGGUCCCAAGAGGGUACAGUUUAGUGUGCGGGGACGACCGGGCAAGUGGGAACUGGCUGAGAUGGAGGCCAAGUUUGGAUGCCAGUGCUACCAGGGUUGGGGCGGGAAGCAUUGUAAAAAGCGGAUGUAGUUUAUGCAGCUGCUAUUUGGGUUAUCGUGUGGAGACUCGUCCCUCACCAGACCCCAGCUGUAUGCCAACAACAAGCUGAGUCAAGUAGACAAAUGUUAAGAGAACCUCUGAAUGCAUGAUUGUGUGUUUAAAACGGGGAAAUUCCAAACCUUCCGGAACCAAUUAAUGACACAUUUAGAAUCCACAAAAGACGAAAGUUAUAAGCUAGGCUUAAUAUUUAUAUUUCACGUCAAAUCUGACAAGAGAUUGGAUUAGCGGUGCAAAAAAAUAGUUCGUGUCGGCUCCCAAAAAAUGAUACAGAGAAGAAAAUCUUCGGGUCCCGGCCAUAUCCUUCAGCGCACAUUGUAUAUAUAUAUAUAUAUACACACACACACUACAGCUCUGCACACAUUAACCAUUGAAGUACUUCAAUCUGAAGCUUUUCUUAACAAGAUGAUUAGAAAGUCACAGGGUUGGGAUGUAUAUUAGUAAAAUCAAGGGCUGUAAGUAUAAACACAAUAUUGUAAAACGGUAGUGUAAUUAUGAGAAGGUAUACAUUUACUACCACAGUCUGUUGUGUGAAAGUACAUUAUUAAUGUUGCCUUUUUGAAAGAAAGUGAGACAAGCAGACUAGAACACAGUAGACACCUGGGUACCUGGGCUCCAUGCAAGACAUGUACUGCAUGGUCUUAAAAUGCCCCUUCCUAGACCUCGGUGCAUUGAGCGAUGCUUUAAAAGGACUCCACACAGCCUCUGGUAGCUGCAUCAUGUGGAUACUUAACAUAGUUCCCAAUCUAAAUCUAUUCAUUCAAGUAUUUCACAAUGAAAAGGUGUACUAAACUGUAGCCCUUUUAUAAAAAUGGCCCAAUGUGUUGGGUUAGUAACAGGUUUUAGAGAAAUAUCCCACAACAGUGUUACAAGACCACCAGCUCCUAUCAAGAUGUUCUGCCCAAAAACAAAACAAAAAAAAAAAGAGCCUUGCACUGGAAGCAGUGCGGUUUGGGCUGAACUGUACCCUGUGCACCUCAUGUUAAUCUGUUUUAAAAAAUAAAAUGUUUACAAUGCA